Messenger RNA from Pediculus humanus corporis (human body louse), 741 nucleotides. Its product is annotated as ubiquitin-conjugating enzyme E2-32 kDa complementing, putative. The record is from RefSeq and is a predicted model, not a curated record. Gene Ontology annotation, biological process: protein polyubiquitination; ubiquitin-dependent protein catabolic process. The transcript has 4 exons. Lineage: Eukaryota; Metazoa; Arthropoda; Insecta; Psocodea; Pediculidae. Bases 1 to 741 code for a protein of 246 amino acids. Gene Ontology annotation, molecular function: ubiquitin conjugating enzyme activity.
AUGGCUCAGCCAUCAAGUAGUGCUUUGAGAGCUCUAGCUUUAGAAUAUAAAAGUUUGCAAGAGGAACCUGUUGAAGGCUUUAGGGUAAAAUUAGUAAACGACGAAAAUUUGUUUGAAUGGGAAGUAGCAAUAUUUGGUCCGCCAGAUACUUUAUAUCAAGGAGGAUAUUUUAAGUUACCCUUUAAAUUAGCCUUAUUAAAUAUGGCUCAUGUAAAAUUUCCAUCGGAUUAUCCAUACUCACCACCACAACUUAGAUUUCUUACUAAAGUUUGGCAUCCAAAUGUUUAUGAGAAUGGAGAUUUAUGCAUCUCAAUACUCCAUCCUCCAGUGGAUGACCCACAGAGUGGUGAAUUACCUUGCGAAAGAUGGAAUCCUACUCAAAAUGUUCGGACUAUUCUGUUGUCGGUGAUCUCAUUAUUAAAUGAACCCAAUACUUUUAGUCCUGCUAAUGUAGAUGCCUCUGUAAUGUAUAGAAGAUGGAGGGAAUCAAAGGGAAAGGAUAAGGAAUAUGAAAAUAUUAUUCGAAAACAAGUAUCUGCAGCAAGAUUAGAAGCAGAAAAAGAUGGAGUAGUAGUUCCUUUAACUCUUGAAGAUUAUUGUAUAAAAACCAAAGUAAAACCUGCAGAAAAUAAUGUGGAUAUGACUGAUUUUUAUGUUGAUGAUUAUGAUUUAGAUGAAGAUUUAGACUCUGAAGAUGAUGAUUAUGAGGAUGGAGAUGAUAGUGGAAAUGGAGAAUCGUGA